UCUGUCUGUUUCACUGCAGCAAGUAUGACAGAAGCAAAUAUUCUGGUAGCAGAGGAGCAGUUGAUGUGUCCAGAGUGUCUGGAGAUAUUGAAGGACCCAGUCGCUAUUCCAUGUGGACACAGUUACUGUAUGGGGUGUAUUAAGAACUGCUGGGAUCGGUCUGAACAUAGACAUUUCUACAGCUGCCCCCAGUGCAGAAAGACCUUUAUCCGAAGGCCUGUUCUGCGCAGAAACACCAUCCUGGCUGAAAUUGCUGGAGAAUUCAAGAAGAGAAGACUCAAUCCUCCUCCUGCUCAAAGUUAUGCUGGACCUGGAGAUGUGCCGUGUGAUUUCUGCACUGGGAGAAAGUUCAAAGCUGUGAAAUCCUGUUUGACGUGCCUGGCCUCUUACUGUGAAACACACGUAAAGUCACAGUAUGAGGGGGCUGCUUUCAAGAGGUACAAACUGGUCAAUGCAAUUGAAAAUCUGGAGCAGAAGCUUUGUGCUGAACACCAAAAUAUUUUUGAGGUCUUUUGUAGAACCGAUCAGACGUGUAUUUGCUGGUUGUGUGCAGACAAGGAACACAAGAGCCAUGAUACAGUCUCAGCUGAGACAGAAAGGACUGGGAAACAGAAGCAGCUGGGAGAGACACAGACACAAAUACAACAGAGAAUCCAGGAGAGACUGAAAGACGUGGAUGAGCUGAAACAGGCUGUAGAGUCACUGAAAAGAUCUGCAUGCAUAGAAAUAAAGGAAAGUGAGAAGAUCUUUACUGAGCUGAUCCAAUCCAUUGAGAAGAUCCACACUGGGGUUAUUGAGCUGAUUGGAGCUAACGAGAAGGCUGCAGUGAAUCAGGCUGAAGGACGAAUGAAGAAACUGGAGCAGGAGAUUGCUGAGCUAAGGAGGAAAAACGCUGAGCUGAAACAGCUUUCAGAGACACAGGAUCACACCCAUUUUCUACAGGUGAUUUCCAUUACACGAGAGUAG
Molecule: messenger RNA, 966 nt
Organism: Acipenser ruthenus (sterlet)
Lineage: Eukaryota; Metazoa; Chordata; Actinopteri; Acipenseriformes; Acipenseridae
Product: E3 ubiquitin-protein ligase TRIM47-like
Exons: 3
Coding region: 25-966 (313 amino acids)
Molecular function (GO): zinc ion binding
Source: RefSeq, a predicted model, not a curated record